Messenger RNA from Sinocyclocheilus grahami, 530 nucleotides. Its product is annotated as protein PRRC2B-like. Gene Ontology annotation, biological process: cell differentiation. NCBI's taxonomy places the organism in Eukaryota, Metazoa, Chordata, Actinopteri, Cypriniformes, Cyprinidae. The transcript has 3 exons. The record is from RefSeq and is a predicted model, not a curated record. The annotation marks the transcript as partial.
AAGAGACCCCUCCACCACAGCCCAAGCCAACUGUGCCCCAGACCUCUGAUGCCCCUCUGGGAGGCAGCCGCUCCUGGGCCAACAGCAAACAGUCUGGGCAGCUGGAUGGAGCUCCUCGGAUGAGCAGUCAGUUCCAUCAGGAGUUUCCGAGUCUGCAGGCGGCAGGUGAGGCGGAGAAAUCAGGCGAUCAGGAAGAUGAACCCUACGGGCCGGGCCCCAGCCUCAGGCCUCAGAAUGUGGGUAGCUGGCGGGAAGGUGGAGGCAGGAACUUAAACGUUGCUCCCAGCCCCUCAGAGACUGAUGGUAAGCCCUCUGAGGAGUCAGGUGUGGGUCGAGGCACACCAUCUCCCUCGGGGGACUCCGAUGAGGCAGGGAAACCCUCUGCUGGGGAGGGCAAAGAAAGGAGAGAUGCCAGAGACAGGCUCCCACCUACUGCCACUCAGCAUAAACUCAAUGGUGGCCAGCAAACAGCGAAAGGAAUGUCAUCUCAGUUCCAAGCUGCCCAGUUCAGGAGCAUGAUGCCGCCGUAU